AGGGCACCUCGCUUCAGAAAUGCAGCUUCUGGAAACCGUGUUGCAGGAAUCCACAAUGAGAAAUUAAGUUGCAUGUUCUUAUUCUGCUUCGUGUGAAACGCGCUGUUUAUAAGCGCGGUAUCGACAGGAAGUUCUUCACCACGCGGCUGGCCCGCUGUGGACUCGGGGUUAUAUCAGAGACCCCGACGCGCUGGAAGCACAAGCCUCGUGACCUCAGUGCUCUGCCGUACAGCUGGCAUCAUGCGCCUCCUCGCCUUUGGGUUCCUCUCUUCUCUCAUUCUACCAGCUGCCGAGGCGGUGGUAGUCCAAUACCCGCCCUUGGUAAGAGCCGAGGUCGGGGGCUCAGUUAACUUGUCCUGCGAUCUCGGGGACUUGACGCGGUUCUGCUACACGGUAAUGUGGCUCAGAUUCCAGUCGGAGACAUCUGUACUGACUCCAUACACGAACCAGAGUCCGGCAAGCCACGGCAGCGCUGGAGCAGAGAAGAUAUGCAAUUUCCCCAUCAGCAACCUGCAAGCGAGCGAUUCGGGCACGUACUAUUGUGCUGUUGUGAACGGGCCAGUAGCGCAUUUUGGCAACGGAUCCACUCUGGUUGUAAAAAAACACUCUCUCGGACCCCCAUCCAUUGCAAUCCUCUCCCCCUCUGCCGGGGAAGUCCAGUCCGGCGGUUCCGCUACUUUAGUGUGUCUGGUGUUCGGGGUAUCCGAGCAGGCUCGCGUCUACUGGGACAUAGCGGGGAGUGUUCGACACGGACUGACCGACUCCGGAUCCGGAGAUUCCAGUGAAUCCACUUCGGACUUUAUCAGGAAUCAGAUCACAAUUCCGGGCGAGGUCUGGAGCAGCGGGGCCGCGUGUACCUGUGUAGUGGAAACAGAGAGCGGGCGCAAUAUGAGCAAAAGCGUGACAAAGAUUGAACACGGUGGCGUUGAUUUCUCUUUGCUGCAGAUGAGAAGCUUGGAGAUAGUUUCAUUUCUCACGGCGGUUAUUAUAAUAAUAGCCGCAAUGCGUUGUGUGUCGAAGAGGAAUUAACGCCUGAAAUAUGCGCUCUUAUUUCAACCUCAAAACUUGCAUUCGAUCCUGUGCAUUGUGCAAUCUAACUGUGUAGCGCUAGAUAUUUGCAGCCAGUGUUUUCCUGGGAGGAGCAACAUUUUCUUUCUAAAACAAAUAAUUUUACAAAUAAAUGACUGCAAUGCUACCUGUUUUCAUUUAAAAGUAGUUGCUUCCUGUUUGUUCCUCUGUUUGGAAACGCUUCACUGUAACAGAUCAGAUAGCUUAAAAUACCAUUGAAGUUUAUUAUUUUCAUGUUUUAAUUAUUCUUAGUGUUGGUCCUGGGUCGUGCUGCUCCGAUACCGAGCUAUUGUCAUUCUUCUGUAAAUCUGUGUGUACCUUUUGCAAUUUUGUUUUGUAAAAUUAGAAUAUAGUGCUGUAUGCGCUAUGCACAGGAUCGGUACUGAGGAGAAGACUGUCGACUAAUCCUUAACUGUUGAUUUCUCGAGCGUGAUUUAUAAUAGCAUUCAAUACACAUCGAAUACAGCUUCCUGCUACCAAAGGGCAAGAGUAAUAGACUUGUUAAAGAGUUGUUUUUUUUUUAAAUAUACGUUUGGAAAUGUAUUUACUUUUAUUUAAAAUAGUCUUUUUUAUUAUAAUCCUUUUUAUGCUAUAGGGCAGCAGUGUGGAGUAGUGGUUAGGGCUCUGGACUCUUGACCGGAGGGUCGUGGGUUCAAUCCCAGGUGGGGGGACACUGCUGCUGUACCCUUGAGCAAGGUACUUUACCUAGAUUGCUCCAGUAAAAACCCAACUGUAUAAAUGGUUAAUUGUAUGUAAAAAUAAUGUGAUA
Messenger RNA from Acipenser ruthenus (sterlet), 1837 nucleotides. Its product is annotated as immunoglobulin alpha-2 heavy chain-like. Bases 241 to 1029 code for a protein of 262 amino acids. NCBI's taxonomy places the organism in Eukaryota, Metazoa, Chordata, Actinopteri, Acipenseriformes, Acipenseridae. The record is from RefSeq and is a predicted model, not a curated record. The transcript has 4 exons.